This is a messenger RNA of Periconia digitata, 850 nucleotides long. The record is from the annotation of a GenBank genome assembly. NCBI's taxonomy places the organism in Eukaryota, Fungi, Ascomycota, Dothideomycetes, Pleosporales, Periconiaceae.
CCACAAUGUCUAAACCGAGGAGGUUCCCUGCUAUGACGGGAAGGUGUUUCUGCGGUGAAACUAUUUUCAAAUUAGAGGUGCCGCCUUUGUUCUGCUACACAUGCCACUGUUCCGACUGCAACAAACACACAGGCUCCGUGUUCGCAUGUUUCGCAUCCAUCGAGGCCGACUACAUCACAUCAGUGGGCAAAAUCCCACCCAAGAUAUCGAGGAAUAUACGUGCUUCGGGCCAUAUCAGAACCACGGCUUCCUGCGCGAAAUGCGGAACCAAUCUAUGGGCCACGGGUGAUCAAUCCGCUGCGACGUCCGAUGUCAAAAUCGGAGUGCUUGAUCAUCCUAAUCUCUUCGAACCGGACAUGCAUUCGUACAUUGAGAACAAGCUGCCAUGGGUCAUCUUGCCUGUGGGUGCGCGCACGUGUGAGGGCCCGUUCGAUUUCAGAAAGGAAUGGCCUGCGAGUAGCGUGAGGAGGUUCGACGCUGCUGUGAAGAGACGCGACGAGCAUCUAGCGAAGAUGAAGAAAUUGGCUGCUGAGCGAGCAGCUGCGCAACAGGCGGCUGCGCAGAAAGCGACUACGGAAGGCGACAGCAAAAGUAAAGAAAAGGAGGCGUUAGAUGUGGAAGAGGCAGAGAAAACGCCCACGGCGCAAAGUCCCGACUUCAAAGAGAAUGGGAAGAGGAAUAGCGACGGCAACGAUGAUGAGGGCGAUGAAGAUCUUGAGGAUGAUGAGGAGUUUGAGAAGAGGUAUAGGGAGACUGAGAAGGCCUUGCAGGAACGAUUGGAUAUGCUCACCGCCAAAUUAGCAGAGCAGAAACUCGACGAAGAAAAAUGAGUUGAUCUUAUCGCAUGCCU